AGUUCGCUUGACAAGCAAUCAUGGCGAGCACAUCGAGAAUUGAAGCCAACAAGGUUGUCUGCUAUGCCCAUCCCGAUGCACCGCUUAUCGAGGAUUACAGAGCGGGUGACAUGAUAUGCUCAGAAUGCGGCCUUGUAGUCGGAGACAGAGUAAUUGAUGUGGGAUCGGAAUGGCGUACAUUUAGUAAUGAGAAAUCUGGUGUAGACCCGUCUCGUGUCGGUGGUCCAGAGAACCCUCUGUUGUCUGGCGGAGACUUGACAACAAUUAUUGGUCCCGGGAGAGGAGAUGCUUCCUUCGAUAGCUUCGGAGUAUCCAAGUACCAGAACAGACGUAACAUCAGCAGUACAGACAGAGCACUGAUCAAUGCAUUUAGAGAAAUUAACACCAUGGCUGAUCGAAUAAACUUACCCAAAACCAUUGUUGAUAGAGCCAAUAUACUGUUUAAACAGGUCCACGAUGGAAAGAAUUUGAAGGGCAGAGCAAAUGAUGCCAUUGCAUCUGCAUGUUUAUACAUAGCAUGUCGUCAAGAAGGUGUGCCGCGUACAUUCAAAGAAAUAUGUGCUGUGAGUAAAAUCAGUAAAAAGGAAAUCGGAAGAUGUUUCAAACUUAUACUAAAAGCACUGGAGACGUCGGUGGAAUUAAUCACAACAGCUGAUUUUAUGUCUCGGUUCUGCUCAAACCUUGGUCUUCCGAAUUCUGUACAAAGAGCUGCUACACAAAUUGCUCGGAAAGCUGGAGAGCUGGAUAUAGUCUCCGGAAGAAGCCCUAUUUCUGUUGCAGCAGCAGCUAUUUAUAUGGCCUCUCAGGCAUCGGAGGACAAACGUAGUCAAAAGGAGAUUGGAGAUAUUGCUGGUGUGGCCGAUGUGACAAUCCGUCAAGCGUACAAGUUAAUGUAUCCGUUUGCAGCUAAACUGUUCCCCGAAGACUUCAAGUUUGCUACACCUAUUGAGUUCUUACCUCAGAUGUAGGUUACCAAGUAGGUAACAGGUAACCCAGGACAGGUAUUUAUAUGGAUAAUACCAAAACAAUAUAAUUAUAUUUACUUUA
Molecule: messenger RNA, 1047 nt
Organism: Aricia agestis (brown argus)
Lineage: Eukaryota; Metazoa; Arthropoda; Insecta; Lepidoptera; Lycaenidae
Gene: TfIIB
Product: transcription initiation factor IIB
Exons: 5
Coding region: 21-968 (315 amino acids)
Biological process (GO): transcription initiation at RNA polymerase II promoter; transcription preinitiation complex assembly
Cellular component (GO): nucleus; transcription preinitiation complex
Molecular function (GO): RNA polymerase II general transcription initiation factor activity; TBP-class protein binding
Source: RefSeq, a predicted model, not a curated record